AUGAAACUUAGGCAUUACCAGCCUCUUCUCGAAGAGUUCAGUUAUGAUGCGUUUAUCUCAUACAGUCAUUACGACAAAACUUGGGUAAAAACUCUCCACGACAGGUUGCAGACGAAAGGAUUUAGUUUCUGUUUAGAUGAUAAGGAUUUCUUGGUUGGAGUGGAUAUUGCUGAGUGUGUCGUUAAAGCUAUCAAUUCAAGCAGGAAAGUUAUAUUCGUUAUCACUGAGGAUUUCCUAAAGAGUAGCUGGGGCACGUACGAAGUAGAAAUGACUAGAAUGCAUGCCUUCCGAGAGGGUCGUGAAUCAAUGGUUGUUGUUAUACUAAAGGAUGACAUUAAAAAAGACAAACUUCCCAAAGCCUUGAAAGAAAUCUGGUAUAAGGUCGUCUGCAUUAUAUGGCCAUCCGAUUCCGAUACUCCGUAUCAUUCAGAGGACAUUUUCUACGAGAAACUAUCUAUAGCAUUAUCAGACGGUCGUACACAAAUGUGUGAGAAUAAGUGA
Messenger RNA from Mytilus trossulus (common blue mussel), 501 nucleotides. Its product is annotated as toll-like receptor 2. The record is from RefSeq and is a predicted model, not a curated record. Lineage: Eukaryota; Metazoa; Mollusca; Bivalvia; Mytilida; Mytilidae. Gene Ontology annotation, cellular component: plasma membrane. Gene Ontology annotation, molecular function: transmembrane signaling receptor activity. Gene Ontology annotation, biological process: immune response; inflammatory response; toll-like receptor signaling pathway. The coding region runs from base 1 to 501 and encodes 166 amino acids. The transcript has a single exon.